UUCUUAUUAAGUGUAGAAGUAAAGUCACUACAAGAUAAAAUACAAAUACAAAUAAAGCAACUAAUUAUUAGUUACGUGUCUAUCAAUCAUGAGCAAAAUUCAGAAAUUUCAACAAAGAUAUUAGUUUGUACCCACCGAACGAGCGAGUUGAACAAUGUUUUAGAGAGAUUUAACGCUGAGGUAAAAAAGCAAGACGGGAAAGAUUAUGAGCCAACAACACUGGCGAAUUUACUAGCAGCUAUUGAAAGAAAAUUGAAAGAAAACAAUUAUAAAGUUUCAAUUUUGACAGAUAGAGCUUUUAAGGGAUCAAGGGAUGUAUUGGAGGGGAAAGCGAGGCUACUACGAGAAAAAGGCAUGGGUAAGAAGCCACAUAAAGCAGCUUGCUUGACUAAUGCCGAAGAAGUAGUAAUCUGUGGACAAUUAGGUAUUCAUAACGCCCAAUCAGUUGUAAACUCACUCUGGUUUUUAUUUACACAACACUUUGGUUUGCGUGGCCGUCAAGAACACCACACCAUGCGAAUCGAAGAUUUUACAUUCAAAAUAGACAACAAUGUCAAUGAAUGUGUUACUUACGCCGAGGGAGUAACCAAAAUUAGACAAUCUGGCCUGCAUAAGAAAAAUAGAUUACCAAGUCCCAAAAUGUUUGCGACGAAGACACAGAGAUGUCCAGUUGGUAUUUUCAUGUCCUUAGUUUCAAAAUGACCCGCUGAAUACAAGACGUGUGGACCGUUUUACCUGGCUAUCAUACACAAUCCAUCCAACAAAAAUGUUUGGUUUAAAAAAUCUGUCAUGGGUGUAAAUUCUAUUAACAACAUCAUGAAAAACAUAAAAAUUAAUUCUCCGUUACAAAACGUGGAUAAGAAAUUAACAAAUCAUUCUGCACGGAAAACUGUUGUGAAGAAAUUGAAAAGUAGCAGAGUACCAAGGAGUACCAAUUAGCUACUGGUCAUCGUAAUGAGGUUGGCUUGGAUGACUAUUACUCUGGCGACGAAUUCUAACAACGUAAAAUAUCAUUCGCUAUUAAUCGCUCACAUGAUACACCUAUCCAAGAAAGUCACCCAAACAGAUUUCUUUUAACCUCUGCUCAAAUAGAAGAAUUGCGAAGAAGUGAUUUUAAACCAAAUUUUAAACUUCUGCACAAUGACAUUUGGCAAACAUCUAGCUGGGAUUACAUUGCACACGAAAAUAAAACACCUGUACAGUUAAUUUUGGUGGCAUACCUGCUGUAGCCACAAGUGGUAAUACAUCCUCUGUUACUUCGGUUUCAAAAAGAAAGAAGAAUUAUUUACUCGAAUAGUGAAAGUGAAUAAGUAGCGAGAUGCUAAACUGUUUCCAUGAAAAUAGAUUCUUGUACAAUAUUCUUGUAGUUUUAUAAAAAGGCUCGUGGAAUAUGUUAAGAGAACAUAAAAAAACUCAAAAAAACAUUGCUGAUAUUUUUUUCGGCACUGUGCAAUAACUAAUAGUUAUUGAAUAUAGUUGACAUUACAUAAAAAACAAAGUAAGCAUAUAUUAGGUUCCGGAUAAUUGAUGGUCGCUGAUAUGGUACUCUUCUGCAAUGUUAACUUUAUCUUUUCUGUUUGUUCUACUUCCUCAAACACAGAAUUC
Messenger RNA from Hydractinia symbiolongicarpus, 1605 nucleotides. RefSeq lists its product as uncharacterized. NCBI's taxonomy places the organism in Eukaryota, Metazoa, Cnidaria, Hydrozoa, Anthoathecata, Hydractiniidae. The record is from RefSeq and is a predicted model, not a curated record. The annotation marks the transcript as partial. The transcript has a single exon.